GGGAAGCCGCUCACCGUCGGAAGCUGCGGGAGCUGAAGCUGCGCCAUCGUCACUGUAGGCGGCCAUGACACCGCUCGUCUCCCGCCUGAGUCGUCUGUGGGAUAAAAUGAAGGUUUUGGACUAGAUGACUACUAAAGGCUGUUUCAGUGUAACCAUGCUACAUCUCUAAGAGGCAGAGAAACCUCCUACCCCCAUUCUCCCAGACACACCUGAACACCUAAACACACAAUCACAGCCAUCAUGAGGAAGCCACGAGCAGCCGUGGGAAGUGGUCACAGGAAGCAGGCAGCCAGCCAGGAAGGGAGGCAGAAGCAUGCUAAGAGCAACAGUCAGGCCAAGCCUUCUGCCUGUGAUGACUGCUGUGUCCCAAGACCCUGGUACCCAGGCUAUGCAGGGAUGAUUCCUGAGUGUCCUGGGGCCCCAGCAGGCCUGGCCAGGCAGCCGGAAGAGGUGGUAUUGCAGGCCUCUGUCUCCCCAUACCAUCUAUUCAGAGACGUAGCUGAAGUCACAGCCUUCCGAGGGAGCCUGCUAAGCUGGUACGACCAAGAGAAGCGGGACUUACCAUGGAGAAGACGGGCAGAAGAUGAGGUGGACCCGGACAGGCGGGCAUAUGCUGUGUGGGUCUCAGAGGUCAUGCUGCAGCAGACCCAGGUUGCCACUGUGAUCAACUACUAUACCGGAUGGAUGCAGAAGUGGCCUACACUGCAGGACCUGGCCAGUGCUUCCCUGGAGGAGGUGAAUCAGCUCUGGGCUGGCCUGGGCUACUAUUCUCGUGGCCGGCGGCUGCAGGAGGGAGCUCGGAAGGUGGUAGAGGAGCUAGGGGGCCACAUGCCACGUACAGCAGAGACCCUGCAGCAGCUCCUGCCCGGCGUGGGGCGCUACACAGCUGGGGCCAUUGCCUCUAUUGCCUUUGGCCAGGCAACCGGUGUGGUGGAUGGCAACGUAGCACGGGUGCUGUGCCGUGUCCGAGCCAUUGGUGCUGAUCCCAGCAGCACCCUUGUUUCCCAGCGGCUCUGGGGUCUAGCCCAGCAGCUGGUGGACCCAGCCCGGCCAGGAGAUUUCAACCAAGCAGCCAUGGAGCUAGGGGCCACAGUGUGUACCCCACAGCGCCCACUGUGCAGCCAGUGCCCUGUGCAGAGCCUGUGCCGGGCACGUCAGAGAGUGGAGCGGGAACAGCUCUUAGCCUCAUGGAGCCUGUCGGGCAGUCCUGAUGUGGAGGAGUGUGCUCCCAACACUGGACAGUGCCAGUUGUGCCUGCCUGCUUCAGAGCCCUGGGACCAGACCCUGGGAGUGGUCAACUUCCCCAGAAAGGCCAGCCGCAAGCCUCCCAGGGAGGAGAGCUCUGCCACCUGUGUUCUGGAACAGCCUGGGGCCCUUGGGGGUGCCCAAAUUCUGCUGGUGCAGAGGCCCAACUCAGGUCUGCUGGCAGGACUGUGGGAGUUCCCGUCCGUUACCUGGGAGCCCUCAGAGCAGCUUCAGCGCAAGGCCCUGCUGCAGGAACUACAGCGUUGGGCUGGGCCCCUCCCAGCCACGCGCCUCCGGCACCUUGGGGAGGUUGUCCACACCUUCUCUCACAUCAAGCUGACAUAUCAAGUAUAUGGUCUGGCCUUGGAAGGGCAGACCCCAGUGACCACCGUACCAGCAGGCGCUCGCUGGCUGACCCAGGAGGAAUUUCACACCGCAGCUGUUUCCACCGCCAUGAAAAAGGUUUUCCGUGUGUAUCAGGGCCAACAGCCAGGGACCUGCAAGGGUUCCAAAAGGUCCCAGGUGUCCUCUCCGUGCAGUCGGAAAAAGCCCUGCAUGGGCCAGCAAGUCCUGGAUAAUUUCUUUCGGCCUCACAUCUCCACUGAUGCACCCAACCUCAACAGUGCAGCCCAGUGACACCUCUGAAAGCCCCCAUUCCGAGAAUCCUGUUGUUAAUAAAGUGCUUAUUUUUGUAGUUA
This is a messenger RNA of Rhinopithecus roxellana (golden snub-nosed monkey), 1943 nucleotides long. RefSeq names its product mutY DNA glycosylase (gene MUTYH). Gene Ontology annotation, cellular component: nucleus. Gene Ontology annotation, molecular function: 8-oxo-7,8-dihydroguanine DNA N-glycosylase activity; 4 iron, 4 sulfur cluster binding; adenine/guanine mispair binding. The record is from RefSeq and is a predicted model, not a curated record. Gene Ontology annotation, biological process: base-excision repair; mismatch repair. Lineage: Eukaryota; Metazoa; Chordata; Mammalia; Primates; Cercopithecidae. The transcript is spliced from 17 exons. Bases 241 to 1881 code for a protein of 546 amino acids.